AUGGAGACAGUUGUGAAUUACACGAGACUCCUGUGUUGUUUUGAGUUAAUGUCUGGCCUAAGUAUUAACUUCGAUAAGUCAAGCUUGAUUUCAGUCAACUGUGAGAAGGAAUGGGUGACGAAUAUGUGUGGUUUGUUGGGAUGCAUCGAAGCUGCAUUACCUGUCAGAUACUUGGGGAUUCCUCUAGGCGCUAAUCCACGUUUGGUGAAGACAUGGAAACCGGUCAUAGACAAGAUGGAAGAUAAGCUGAGCUUAUGGAAAGCUAAAUAUCUCAACAAAGCUGGUAAGUUGGUUCUCAUCAAGUUUGUUCUUAAUAGCCUGCCGGUUUACUACUUGAGCUUGUAUAAGAUGCCAAAAGAGGUUGUAGAAAAGAUAAUUGGCUUAUAG
Arachis ipaensis is the source of this 387-nucleotide messenger RNA. RefSeq lists its product as uncharacterized. Lineage: Eukaryota; Viridiplantae; Streptophyta; Magnoliopsida; Fabales; Fabaceae. The record is from RefSeq and is a predicted model, not a curated record.